CCACUGCAUUUGUUUCCAUCACCACGCCACGGUUUCACAAACUUUACACAAGGAAGAAAAAACAUCUCAAAACUGGGACUGGAAAAGUUUUUGAUAACCGGCUGGUAUAUUGCGUGCAACAUAAACUAUGGACCAAAUAUUCUCACAUAUCAGAAAAGUGAGGGAAAAUAUUCCGGCGCGAUAUUCUAUUAAAUGCUGGAAUUGUUUAUAUGGAUGCCCUAUCGAUCUGAUUUUCCUACUGUAUAAUAUAGGCGACUCCAUGUUGGAUGCAGUCUUGCGACCAAACAUACCGCAAAUUGUGUGCUUCAACAUGUUUCCAGACAGGAUUGAUAUGUGCCGUAAUCUUGAGACGACCCCGGAUUUAGAAGAUGAUGUACAAAAACAGGCGACAAAUUAUAUCAUAUAUCAUAAAUGUCUUUCAAAUUUUCCCGCACUCAUAUUAGGGCUAUUUUGUGGUGCUUGGAGCGACAAAUAUGGCCGAAAGCUGCCAAUGGUUCUGCCAUCUAUAGGAACUACAUUUGCCAUUCUAUUGUACAUGUCUGCAAACAUUUCUCCAGAAUCCUCUGUUGCCUUUUUUCUAAGUGGUUCAUUCAUACACGGUUGUUUCGGGAAAACCUCAAUGAUCUCAAUGGCUGUUUACAGUUACACAGUUGACAUAACAACCUCGAGUGGACGGACGAACAAAUUAGGUCUCCUUGCUGCAAUGCAAUUUAUCGGUAUGUUUAUCGGUUCAUUAGUUGCUGGACUUCUUUUAGAUAAUGCUGAUGUUCUCACGACAUACUGCACAGCUUCAUUUCUCAAUGCACUUGUUGUUAUUGUUGCGUUGUGCAUAGUUAGAGAAACAGUUGCCGCCAAUGAAGGAACAGAGGUCUUCCCGUGCAAGACAAUAUUUCGCCCAGAAAACUUCAAAGAUUCUUUAAUGGUUCUGAUAAAGAAAAGAGAUUUUAACUUACGUAGAAGUAUAUGUACUCUUCUAUUUGUUCUUCUUUUGCAUCAGACGUGUCGAACAGGUUUGACAGAUGUAACCCUUCUCUAUACAGAAUUACCUCCCUUGUCCUGGCCGACCUCUUGGUUUGGAUAUCUUUCAGCAGCCGACAAUGCAACAAUGGGAGUAGUUUUGCUCAUAAUUUUACCAAUUUUGUCGAACAUUAUCAAACUGUCAGACUCGGUUAUAAGCAUGAUCGGAUUAGGAUGUGCUAGUAUUCGCUUUAUUAUUCUUACAUGGAGUAAACAUACAUGGAUGGUGUGGGUUGCAAUAGGAAUAGGAAGUUUUGGAGGACUAAUAAAUUCGCCUGCAAGAUCAUUGCUUAGUAAACUUGUCCAUGAAGACGAAGUAGGAAAAAUAUUUUCGGUCUUAGGCAGUGGGGAGACUAUAGCAAAGUUUUUUGCGCUUAUAUUUACAGCGUUGUAUGGAACGACGCUUGACGUGUUUCCUGGAAUGUCGUUUUUGAUAGCAUCGGGCUUAUAUACAGUUAUGUCAUUUUUAAUUCUCUUUCUUCAUAUAUCGACGAAAGAUUAUUUAGAAAGAGAUAAUGACGAUGAAAGUGCUUUUGACGACAGAUGCCAAUCUGACGAGUGUAUAGAAAUGAACAAUAAAGACGAUUUUCUUGUUGAAAAAGAGUGAUCAAAUAUAUUGUGCUCAUGUAAAUUAUUUUAGUGUAUUUUUCUGAGAUUAGAUAUAAUACUAAUGAUAUGAUUAUACUAACUCUAUUUUUUCACAAAAUAUAUGUCAUUGAAUAUAUGUUGUAGUAUUUUGAAUCAACUUAAUUUAUUCAACUCCUCACUCACAAGAUUUCACACACAAAAGAAAUGUUCAACAGCGAUAAUUAGCCAUAUUUUAUUAAUGUGUUGUUUUAGAUAUUGUCCUUUGACAUACUGAAAAUUUAUGGGUCUAAGCUUUGGAUUACUUUUAAACACUUGGUC
Molecule: messenger RNA, 1923 nt
Organism: Mercenaria mercenaria
Lineage: Eukaryota; Metazoa; Mollusca; Bivalvia; Venerida; Veneridae
Product: proton-coupled folate transporter-like
Exons: 1
Coding region: 128-1624 (498 amino acids)
Biological process (GO): transmembrane transport
Cellular component (GO): membrane
Molecular function (GO): transmembrane transporter activity
Source: RefSeq, a predicted model, not a curated record